This is a messenger RNA of Stylophora pistillata, 2315 nucleotides long. RefSeq names its product 3-hydroxyacyl-CoA dehydrogenase type-2. Gene Ontology annotation, biological process: fatty acid metabolic process; androgen metabolic process; estrogen metabolic process. The record is from RefSeq and is a predicted model, not a curated record. Lineage: Eukaryota; Metazoa; Cnidaria; Anthozoa; Scleractinia; Pocilloporidae. Gene Ontology annotation, cellular component: mitochondrion. Gene Ontology annotation, molecular function: estradiol 17-beta-dehydrogenase [NAD(P)+] activity.
CCGGACAUGGCCACGAUGGCCUCUACACUACAGAAGGCUGUGUGUAUUGUAACCGGAGGUGCUUCUGGAUUAGGGCGAGCGACUGCCCAGAGACUCGCAAAAUAUGGAGCAAAAGUAGUCGUAGCCGAUCUUCCCUCAAGUGAUGGAGAAAAUGUAGCGAAGGAAUUGGGUGAAAGUUGCCAUUUCGCACCAACUGAUGUUACAUCAGAAGCUGACGUCCAGCAAGCUAUCCAGUUAGCUACUGAAAAAUUUGGUCCCCUUAAUGUAGCCGUGAAUUGUGCAGGAAUAGGAAUAGCUGUGAGAACUGUUUCCAAAAAGGGACCACACCCACUUGAUAAAUUUGAGAAGGUCCUGAAGGUUAAUACUAUUGGAACUUUUAAUGUCAUACGACUUGUGGCAGAGCAAAUGUCACAAAAUGAACCAAAUGAGGGUGGAGAGAGAGGGGUAAUCAUCAACACUGCCAGUGUGGCUGCAUAUGAUGGUCAGAUUGGACAAGCUGCAUACUCAGCGUCGAAAGGUGCAAUUGUUGGAAUGACUCUGCCAAUAGCCAGAGAUCUUUCCAAACAUGGAAUCAGAGUCAACACCAUUGCUCCAGGACUUUUCCUGACUCCUCUGCUGAUAAGUUUACCAGAGAAAGUCAGAGAUGAGCUGGGUAAAAUGGUUCCUUUCCCAAGUCGUCUAGGUGAUCCUCCUGAGUUUGGACACUUGGUACAAAGUAUCAUAGAGAACCCUAUGCUAAAUGGUGAAGUUAUCAGGCUGGAUGGAGCUUUACGCAUGCAACCUUGAUGUUAUUCCCUUGUCAGCAACAUCUGAUAUGUUUUAAUUUAUUAGGUAGCUAGAAAUGAUUUCAUGUGAUAACUCACUUGUAGAACAAUCUGUAGGUCUGUAAGUUGUGUAAGCUUGCACAACCGUGGAUCUUCCAAGUAAUUCACGGCAGAGAUUGUCAUUCUCUAGAACAGAGAUGAGCAAGAGAAAUGUCAAUGGUUGGGGGGAGGGGGGAGAGGAACACAGUACAUUUACCCUCCCCCCCCAUCCUGUCAUGUCUGCUGUCUCUUUGAAAUACCAAAAAAUAAAUUUUCAUACGUGUGGUUCAGAUGAUAACAUAUUACUAUUAAAUGAUUUUAAGUGAAUCAGUAGAGUGAGAAAUAAAUAAACAUGCAGCUCUGUUGUGACUAAGAAGAGUUUUCUUACAUUUUAAUGGGGUGAAAUUAGAUUUCCAUCUCUCUAUAUAAAUAAUUGAUUUUGUUACAGAAUCUGUGUUUUGUAUUGUAUUUUCUUGGUCAUCUAAAGGUCAACAAAUAGAAAACCUGAACUAUUUUGGGUUUGUGUAAUUGUGUCAUGUUGAAUCACACCGGAGAUCAUAACUCAAGAGCAAACUGCAAAACCACAAAAGGUUGUAGCAGAUUAGUUUUCAAACGUGGGAUUGGCCUGAUCUUCAUCAUACAAAUCAUAGUUAACAAUAACUAGCGAAAUAAUAGGCCGACCUUCUGAAGUUUGCCAGGUUUCAUAACCAGUUCCCCUUUACUAACUACGUACAAAUACAGUUGUUGUUGUUCUUUUUGUCAUCUUGACAAACAUUAUGUCUGAGUUUUAAGUAACAACCUUUGAUAACCAGCCAAUGAAGAGACUUGUACCUCUCUUAGAGAGUAGAAGAAGUCGAGCCCAGAUACUAUACUAAGUUUAAACUUCUUUAUACUGUGAUUGAUAAUCUAACAACAAGAAAUGAGACCCCCCCCCUCCCCUGCCACCCCACGGGAAUUGUGGCUGACCUCCUGGGACUUGCCUUAUGCCAUCAGCGAUGUUAGAGAACUGGCCCUAAACGACAACCAACUAACCAGAGACGUUAUCGAAUUGAUUUAGGAUGUUAGCGAAGUGAAGUGACCUGAGACGCUAGGAUAAGGAUGAGGAUAAUUUAUUUAAUGUUAAAAAAUACACAGAGGGUGGUCGCCCAAUCCUCCGAGCCAGAGGCUCAUGAUAAAAGUGUUUGACAAUAUAAAAGAAAACUAAAAUUGUAAUAGCACCGAUUCAAUUAGAAAUAAUGUAUAUCAACAAAAACAAAAACAAAAAUCAAUCAAAGGCAACCACUGCAUUGACAGCCCAUAAAAUUUAAUUUAGUUAAAAGUCUCUGGAAGGGUGAUGCAUUAGAUGCAUAUUUUAGCAGCAGAUGGUAACUGGUUCCAAAUACGUGAGAUCAUAUACGCGUAGUGAGCCAUGAAGGAAUCUGCUAUUAUAUGAAGUUUGUACUACGUUUAGACCACUAAAAGCAAAUUUAACUAGUCUUUGUAAAACAAUAAAAUCACUGAUAUUUUGACAUA